Cydia fagiglandana is the source of this 1379-nucleotide messenger RNA. RefSeq lists its product as uncharacterized. NCBI's taxonomy places the organism in Eukaryota, Metazoa, Arthropoda, Insecta, Lepidoptera, Tortricidae. The transcript is spliced from 9 exons. The coding region runs from base 93 to 1379 and encodes 428 amino acids. The record is from RefSeq and is a predicted model, not a curated record.
ACUUCCAUCCGAAUGACGUACGCGCUUUUCGUGACGAGCUGCGUAUACGCACCUCUUUGGGCAAAGGCUUGCUUGUGCCGAUCACCUGUUACAUGGAGCCACCCGAGUUGCACAUUUUCGUGCAUAAAAUGGAAACACCAGUAUUCACCAGCACUGACCUCAUGGCCUUCAAAAUUUCCGAAAAUCAAGGGAACAUUAUAGAUUUGGGUGCCAAGCUAUUGGGAGAUCAGCAUUAUGCUUCAUUAGUACUUCAAUGUAACGAAGCCCAUGUAUCGUUUUUUCUACUUACUGAAGACGCUUGGCUUGAAUGCAAUAUUGAAGAACUGACUGCCAAAGGAGACAUAAAAACCGGUCCAUUUACCAUCCAUCCAGCCUGGUGGUCCGGCGGCGGUAUAGUUCGCGGGAUGGUCCGUUGUCACGCCUCGGAUACGGGGUUCCACAGUGCUGAAAUAAGAGUCCUGUCAUCUACGGCUGUGACUAGAUUGUUCCAUGUUGUUGCUGACUCGCUGUAUUAUGAUCCUGCACAUAUUACGAUUCUGGCGCAUGAGAAGAAUUACGAUAUAAAUAGCGAAGAUGAUCCUGAAUGCGAGUAUUAUGUAAACUUGGGUACCUCUUUCCCGAAUCGUCCUUUAUCCGCUACAAUACAGAUCGUUAACCAUUGUCCACUUUCAUACACAUUUUCCUGGAAAUCAAGGCGUUGGGGUGUAUGCUCGUGCUGGCAGGAGAAAUUGGCUUCAAGGACUGUUUUGGAGGAACAAGAGGAAACAAGCUGUCAGCUGUGCCCUGGAGCACAGGCUGCAAAGGAGGCUGGCGAGAAGCUAGCAGACCCUAGCUUGGAUGAAAUUACUCAUCGGGUACGUCUGGAGCCGGACAGAGCUAGUGUGCGCCAGCGCAGCGCGUGCGCUGUUCGAGUUCAUAUGCCCGACACCGGCGCGCAGAUAGGGACACACCGCACUGUGCUGCAAUUAAUACUGGAGAGCAUACCAAUAGAAAGCUUCAAGCCCGGGUACCAACCAAGUAUAAUAAGCACAAGAAAAACGGAUGAACUUGGCCCUGAUGGAACAGUUUGGACCCACACGGUUUGUGAUAUCGUGCAAGCUCAAGUAGAGGUCUGGUGGAACGUGGUACCUGUUCGUUUCGUGCUGGAUCCGGUCGUGGUGCCUCUCAUUCAUUCAAGAAGGGUGAAAGCUGUCCCAGUCUCGUUAAGCGCAACGCAACUGUACGGGGUGGAUGACAUCGCCACACUUUGGCACUCUACAGCUCCCAUGGUGCUGCCAUCUGGCUUGGAACUCUCUCCCUUUAAUACGAUUGGAGCUAAAAUGGUGGUGCCACUACCGUUGCUGCCCAAUGAGUAUCCUGAAGACGAUGUUAUAACGUGA